Molecule: messenger RNA, 2850 nt
Organism: Syngnathus acus (greater pipefish)
Lineage: Eukaryota; Metazoa; Chordata; Actinopteri; Syngnathiformes; Syngnathidae
Gene: pi4kb
Product: phosphatidylinositol 4-kinase, catalytic, beta
Exons: 12
Coding region: 196-2571 (791 amino acids)
Biological process (GO): phosphatidylinositol-mediated signaling; phosphatidylinositol phosphate biosynthetic process
Cellular component (GO): cytoplasm; membrane
Molecular function (GO): 1-phosphatidylinositol 4-kinase activity
Source: RefSeq, a predicted model, not a curated record
GGCGGCGAGGUAGACAAGAGGCAAAUAAAGUUGCAUGUCUCCUCCUAGCGGCCAAUAAGCAUCAUCCUCUACGGCUGCGGGCGGCCAGUCGACAGCAUCAAUGGGAGGACAAAGUUGACUCGACGACACGAUUGACAGUCACCAGAGCUCAACAAGUGAAGGUGGGCGGAGCCUCCUUCCCUCCUGGUGGUCUCAAUGGAGGAAAAGUAUGCGGAGCACUCUCCCGUCCAAUUGGAACACGACGCCCCCUCCCCGCGCCCGGUUCCCGCUGCCGCCAUCACUCCCCCACUGGGCGUCAUCAGUGAGGGGACGGGCGAGGGGGCGGGCAGCGAAGGAGCGGGGCCGCUGAUCGACGCGGCGGCGGCAGAGAGGGCGUGUCGGGAAGUCCUGCACAAGCUCAAGCUGAGACACAUCGACCCCGCCUGCGACGGGGACAGGUCGACCGGGUCAGACAGGGACCAGGACGGGGACGAGGACGGGCGGGCGGAGGGUGGCCGGCGGCGGCGGCCCAACCCGUCCAAGCAGUCGUGGCUCCUGCGCCUGUUUGAGUCCAAACUCUUUGACGUGUCCAUGGCCAUCUCUUACCUGCAUAACUCCAAGGAGCCCGGCGUGCAGGCCUAUAUCGGCAACCGACUCUUCAGCUUUCCACACGACGACGUUGACUUCUUCCUGCCGCAGCUCCUCAACAUGUACGUGCACAUGGAUGAGCACGUCGGCGACGCCAUCAAGCCUUACGUGGUGCAUCGCUGCAGGCAGAGCAUCUCCUUCAGCCUGCAGUGCGCGUGGCUGCUGGCGGCGUACUCGUCCGAUAUGCACAUCUCAACGCAGCGCCACUCGCGAGGUGCCAAGUUGCGCAAGCUCAUCCUGUCUGACCAGCUCAAGCCGGCCGCCAGCCGGGCCCGCCGGGACCCCCUGACGCUGGCGCCCUUCUGUGCCGUGCCCACCGAGACAGGCCUGUCGCCCUCCAAACGCACACACCAGCGGUCCAAGUCGGACGCAGCCGUGGCCGUCAGCCUCAGUGGCGACCUCAAGAGGACGGCCAGCAACCCGAAAGUGGAGAACAGCCAUGACGAGCCGCUGCGCCUGGCGCCGCAGCGCGACUUCAUCAAGUCUUUGAUGGGCAUCGGUAAGCGUUUGGCCACGCUGCCCACCAAAGAGCAGAAGACGCAGCGGCUCAUCUCGGAGCUAUCGCUGCUCAACCACAAGCUGCCCGCCCGCGUCUGGCUGCCCACCGCCGCCUUCGAGCACCACGUGGUGCGCGUGCCGCAUACGCAGGCCGUCGUGCUCAACUCCAAGGACAAGGCGCCUUACCUUAUCUAUGUGGAGGUUCUGGAGGUGGACAACUUUGAGACGUCCAAGGUGCCGGCUCGAAUCCCGGAGAACCGUAUCAGGAGCACACGCUCAGUGGAGCACCUGCCUGACUGCGGCAUGAGCGCUGAGCAACGCGCCGGAAGCUUCUCCACCGUCCCCAACUACGACAACGAUGAUGAGGCCUGGUCGGUGGAUGACAUCGGCGAGCUGCAGGUCGAGCAGCUUCCGGAGGUUCACACCAGCUGCGACAACAUCAGUCAGUUUUCCGUGGACAGCGUAGGCAGUCUUGACAGCAAAGAACCCGUCUUCAUCGCUGCGGGGGACAUCAGGCGUCGGCUGUCUGAGCAGCUGGCGCAGACCCCCACCGCUUUCAAGCGCGACCCCGAGGACCCGUCGGCCGUGGCUCUCAAAGAACCGUGGGAGGAGAAAGUCCGGAGGAUCCGCGAAGGCUCCCCUUACGGGCACAUGCCAACCUGGCGCCUGCUAUCCGUCAUCGUCAAGUGCGGCGAUGACCUCCGUCAGGAGUUGCUGGCCUUCCAGGUGCUGCGGCAGCUGAAGACUAUCUGGGAGACGGAGCGGGUGCCGCUGUGGAUCAAGCCCUACAAGAUCCUGGUUCUGUCGUCGGACAGCGGCAUGAUCGAGCCGGUGGUCAACGCAGUGUCGCUGCAUCAGGUCAAGAAGCACAGCCAGCUGUCUCUGCUGGACUACUUCCUGCAGGAGCACGGUGCGCCCACCACCGAAGCCUUCCUGACAGCGCAGAGGAACUUUGUGCAAAGCUGUGCUGGCUACAGCCUCAUCUGCUACCUGCUGCAGGUCAAGGACAGGCACAAUGGCAACAUCCUGCUGGACGCAUGCGGCCACAUCAUCCACAUCGACUUCGGCUUCAUCCUGUCCAGCUCGCCCAAGAACCUCGGCUUCGAGACGUCCGCUUUCAAACUCACCGCCGAGUUUGUUGAGGUGAUGGGCGGUCCCGACGGCGACAUGUUCAAUUACUACAAGAUGUUGAUGCUCCAGGGCCUGAUCGCCGCCCGCAAGCACAUGGAGCGUGUGCUGCAAAUUGUGGAGAUCAUGCAACAAGGUUCGCAGCUACCCUGCUUCCACGGCUCAAGCACCAUGCGAGGCCUGAAGGAGCGCUUCCACAUGAGCCUGACCGAGGAGCAGCUGCAACUUCUAGUUGAACAAAUGGUGGUGGGCUCCAUGCGCUCGCUCACCACCAAACUUUACGACGGCUUCCAGUACAUCACCAACGGCAUCAUGUGAUGACGAUUGCAUUCUCAGGUGUUUUGGGUCACUGGUGUCUUGGUCAUCCUUCCGUGGAGAAAAGUUGGUGUGACAUUCCUGACAUGUUUUGCUCCAUUUAGUUCUUUUUGUUGGGUGUGACGGAAACACCCUGACCUGUCAACAUUGCCACUCCUAACAAGGCCCCGUCCACAUUGUACAGCAUCGCUUGGAAGUGUCAAUUCACAUUUAAUGGCAGCGGUGAUUUAUUUGACGGUGUACUGCUUCAUGGACGCACCGAAAUAAAAGUGUGACAAAGUU